This is a messenger RNA of Trifolium pratense (red clover), 1281 nucleotides long. Its product is annotated as DCN1-like protein 4. The coding region runs from base 189 to 887 and encodes 232 amino acids. The transcript is spliced from 9 exons. Gene Ontology annotation, cellular component: ubiquitin ligase complex. Gene Ontology annotation, biological process: positive regulation of ubiquitin-protein transferase activity; protein neddylation. Gene Ontology annotation, molecular function: cullin family protein binding; ubiquitin conjugating enzyme binding; ubiquitin-like protein binding. Lineage: Eukaryota; Viridiplantae; Streptophyta; Magnoliopsida; Fabales; Fabaceae. The record is from RefSeq and is a predicted model, not a curated record.
UAGUUAAUCCCCAUUCAUUCACGAACGCGAUACUCCUUCCUCCCUCCCUCAUUCCAUUCUCUCUCUCUCUGUGAAUAAAUAAAUAAAUAGGGUUUCUUCUAACUCUCUGUUUCAACAUUUCACUCCUUCAUCGAUUCUUCAUUGUUUCAUCGUUUUUUUCUUUUCUUUUCUUUUUCUCGUUCGCGAAGAUGCCUCCUCGUUCCAAAAGAAAACCGGCCCCACCACUCACUUCUUCUGACGUCGAUUCUUCUAUUCGUACCACCGAACCAAAGGCUAAGAGAACAACUUCAAAGCAAUUUGAACGAAUAGAUAAUAUGUUUGCUUCAUACUCAAAUAAAGAAUUGGGAAUCAUUGACCCAGAUGGGAUUGAAGCACUUUGUAAAGAUGUUAAGGUGGACCAUACUGAUGUUAGAAUCUUAAUACUUGCUUGGAAAAUGCAAGCGGAAAAGCAGGGUUAUUUUACUCAGGAUGAAUGGCGAAGAGGUCUCAAAUGUUUAGGGGCAGACACACUCCCAAAAUUAAAAAAAGCAAUAAAUGGACUGAAGAAAGAGGUGACGGCUCCAGAGUCCUUUGAGGAUUUUUAUUCCUACGCAUUUCAAUACUGCCUCACAGAGGAUAAGCAAAGGAGCAUAGAUAUUGAGACCUUAUGUGUGCUGUUUAAUCUUGUUCUGGGAUCUGAAUUCCCUUCUCAAGUCAAUUUACUAAUAGAGUAUCUAAAGAUCCAGAAUGACUACAGAGCGCUAAACAUGGAUCACUGGAGAAAUUUUUAUCGGUUUUUUAAAGAGGUAAGCUUUACUGACCUUGAAAGCUAUGAUUCCAGUCAAGCCUGGCCAGUGAUCAUUGACAAUUUUGUUGAAUGGUUGAAAGAAAAUGAAAAGAAAAUAUAGUUAUCACCUCACCUCCCUGAAGUUCCAGUUCGACUUUACUCAAACUCUGAACCAGAAUACAUUUUGAAGCGGAUUAACAAUUGUAUAUGGCUGUUCUGAGCAAUCUGUUUGGAGUUUUCUGCAAAUAUUAUGAUUAAUCAUAUGUAACAACACCUCAAUAUAGUGUCAACUGUCAAAGCUAUGUCGAUUCUUGAGUUUUACUUGUUUUUAUGCAAUUUUGUUUCGACGCCUAAAAUAUAGUGUCAACUGUCAAAGAUAUCUUGAUUUUUUGAGUUUUACAGGCUGGAGAUAUUGUUUAGGCAAUUUUGUUUCCUAGUGCCAUUUUUUUACAUCUUUUGUUCUGUAUGUUAACCAUUUCUGCAAUCACCUUAAAAAAGAUAAACCCUUUCUGUAA